AUGUCGACCGUCACGACCCCUCAAGCACCGCUAAUCGCAUGCUCCGAAUUCUACCUCUCCAACAUCCCGCAGCUCUCCAUUGCGCCCAGCUCCCCAUCCCUCAACAUGAUCGCCCCCCACACAGUCACCAAGCUCAAGAACACGGGACCCGCGCGCCUCCGCGAUAUGCGCGCCGCGGGCAUCUCGAUGCAAGUCAUCUCGCACGUGCCGAUCCUCGCGAACCCGGCGACGUGCUCGAAGCUCAACGACGCCCUCCACACGGCGGUGUGUACGGCGCCGGACCGGUUCGCGGCGCUGGCGCUACUGUCGGCGGACGAUCCGCGGGAGGCGGCGAGAGAGCUGCAGCGGUGCGUGACGCGGUUUCGGUUUGUGGGCGCGGUGUUGGGGUUGUCGAGGGGGAUCGAUGGAGUUGUGUUUGAGGAGUUGUGGGCGCAGGCCGAGCGAUAUGGGGUGCCUAUUGUGUUGAGAGAGGUCUGGCCUACCAAGGAACAGGCGCAACAAUACCGCACCGAGUCGCUGGCGGCUGCGCUCCAGGGCCCCAUCUUGACGCAUCUUCAUGCUGCGCAUAGCUCGUCGCCGCUCCCGGUUGUCCAUUUGUACGCCACGGGUGUGUUCGAUAGACACCCCAACUUGCGAUUCGUUCUGUCCCGUACGGGAAUCACAAUGUGUUCGCUUCUCCCACGCAUCCAAGCGCUCUUCACCUCAUUCAAGGAUGUCCAGAGUCUGGCUCACGUCUUCAAACCGAACCGCAGCUUCAUAGAUGUUUGGCGGCACAACUUCUACAUUGUGGCCGAGGAUGCUAUGGACAAUAUCAGCAUGAAGGCUUUGCUGACGCAUAUGCCUGUUGAUCGGGUGUUGUAUGGGACUGGGUAUCCGUUUGAGGACAAGGGUAGAGCAGUCAUGUCAGAAAUGAAAGACAGUGGCGUACUGGACCAGGAGGAGUGGGAGAAGGUAGCUUGGGGGAAUGCGGAGCGGUUGUUUGGAUUGAGAGGGGCCCGCGGAGGAGACAAGAGGGGUGGGAGUAGGUCGUCGUAUUGA
Messenger RNA from Periconia digitata, 1038 nucleotides. The record is from the annotation of a GenBank genome assembly. NCBI's taxonomy places the organism in Eukaryota, Fungi, Ascomycota, Dothideomycetes, Pleosporales, Periconiaceae.